This is a messenger RNA of Pedinophyceae sp. YPF-701, 4926 nucleotides long. The record is from the annotation of a GenBank genome assembly. NCBI's taxonomy places the organism in Eukaryota, Viridiplantae, Chlorophyta, Pedinophyceae.
AUGUCGCAGCAUCGCCGCUGGAGCACGCCCGCGGCGCCACGCGGCGCAUCCUCCGCGCUGUCGCCGCACUUUGCCUCCGCAACGCCGCUGAGCGCAAUUCAUCAGCUUCUGCCCACGCCCCCGCUCGCGGACGGCCCUGCACACGCGGACCGGGGCGGUUCUCUGGUCCCCGCGGAGCUGUUCACGCCCCCGCACGCGAACGAUAGUGGCUCAGCUCAGGCGCGCGAAGGCCUUACGGGCGCCACGCCGAAUCCCCGGCCGUUCUCCGGCCAGCGCCUGGUUCUCGCUACCCCAGAGGACACCAGGACGCCGCCGGUAUCGCGAGAUCCCGUCGGGGCCGCCCGGGCAGCGCCAUCGAACCAUCCUGGCGGCACAACGACUAGCAUUUGCGCGGGCGUACACCCGGCACAGCCACGCCCCAGCUCGCACACACACCCUCGGCCACAGCACUUCACGUUCGCGAGCGAGAGGAACACGUCGCAGCCGGCGACGCACCCUGAGGCUCCGUCAGCCCCCUCUACGUGGCGAGCGCAAACCGAGACGCACGCCUCGUGCGACCCCGGCGCCUCUGCGCCGCAGACGCGUGCGCUGGCGGCGCGCUCGCAGCCCGAGCUCGCGGCUCACGACGCAGCGCACCAUGACCCGCCGUCUCAGCUCUCUGCCCACGCGCCCCCCGCCGUGCGUGCCGCCGGGCCGCUGGCGCUCCUCGCCGCGCGUCGGCGCGUCCAGGACGUACACUCUGCCCCCGGAUUGGCCGCCCAGGGCGAACCAGCGCCCCCCUGGACCAAUGUGCACGCGCGGAGCCUGCCUGCGUCGGCUGCGUCAUCGCAGCACGAGACCGCCGCUCCGGCGCCGAGGCCGCGUGGCAUCGACGUGUUCCGCCUGGACAAGAGCUUCGUCAGGGGGUACUACAACUGGUGGGGGUUCACGAAGUUCCCCGGGUGGAGUCCGAACGGCCGUGGUCAGGCGCCAUGCCCGGGGGUGUCGGGGGACUCCUGCCGCGGCACCGUGCGCCUGCAGCAGAUCUUCGACCCCGCGGCGGCGCUGCACGCGCCCGCGGGCGCGCGGCCGCCGCCCGCCGCGCACGCGGCGUUCCAGCCGACGAUAGAGCUGGCGGGAGGGGGGCGUGCAGCGCGUCUGUUUUUCAAAUGCGACAAAUGCAAGCUGCGCUUCGUGCCGCCGUAUCCGAUCCCGCACGCGGCGCUCAGCGCCGAGGCCGUGACGGACGGGGCGUUCGUGCUUCGGCCGGCGCCGGGCGGGGAGCACUGUGUGCUGAGUCGGUGCCCCGGGGGUGUGGCGGGGGUGCUGGCCCGCGCGGACGUCGACGUUGCGGCGCUGCAGCGCGAGCUGGAUCCCGCGCGCGACGGCGCGCUGGACCGCUGGGGCCCGCCCGAGCAGGCGGCGAUGCUACCGCUGUCAGCCUACCACCGCGUCAGACACGCACUUGACGUGGCAUCUCGCGCCGCGUCGCAGCGGGAACGGGACCGCAGCGACGGAACGGGGCACGCGCGCGUCGUCGAGGUGCUGCCGGAGCGCGGACGCAUCCCGGAGACGGUGCUGCGGAGCUGCGCCCCGGGGGGACUUGGGUAUAAAACGCUGGGGCGGGACACCCCCCCCGGCGAGCGGGAGAUCUCGGCGCGGCUCGGCCGCAUCCCGGAGUCUUUCCGGCGCGCGCUGCUGCCCUUCCAGAAGGAGGCCGUGACGUGGGCGCUCGAGCGCGAGGGCCGCAUCAUCCUCGCCGACGAGAUGGGCGUCGGCAAGACGGUCCAAGGCAUCGCUCUGGCGGCAUGCUACUCCGACGAGUGGCCGCUCCUGAUCGUCGUCCCGGCGUCGCUGCGCCUCGUCUGGGCCGAGCAGAUCGAGACCUGGCACCCGGAGCUCCGCCCGGGGGACAUUCACGUCAUCGAGAGUGCGGGGGACCAGAUCCGCCGAGACGCGCCGCGGCCGCGCGUGACGAUCGUGUCGUACGAGAUGCUCCGCAACCUGUCGUGCAGGAGGUGCCAGGGCAUCGAGGUGGGCGCCGGGGCGGACAGCUCGCGGGCAUCGGCAUUUGCGUCUGGCGUGUCGGGGCCGUGCACGAACGACGGCAAGCACGGCGCGUGCCACGCGGGGCUCGGGUGGCGCGUGGUGGUCGUCGACGAGAGCCAUAACCUGCGCACGGGCGCCAAGGGCGCGGACAACCGGCGCACCGUGGCGACGCUUGCGACGCUGUCGCGCGCGAAGCGGCGCAUCAUGCUGACGGGCACGCCGAGCAUGUCGCGGCCGUACGACCUGUACUUCCAGGUCCACUGGAUGCGGCGGGGCCUGCUGGGCAGCAUGGACUUCUUCACGAAGCGGUACUGCGGGCAGACAGUGAAUCGGCAGGGGCGGCUGAACGUCGGGGGCGGCGACAACCUGGUCGAGCUGCACCGGCUGCUGCGGAGGGAGGUGAUGGUGCGCCGGCUCAAGGCGGACGUGCUGGCGGAGCUGCCGCCCAUCCGCAGGCAGGUUGUUCGCCUGGAGAAGCCAAAGGGGUACCAGUGGCCGCCUCCCGCGCGGGCGCAGGCCCCCGGAGCCGACAGCAGCGGCUCCGGCGAUGGCGAGGCGCUCACGGAGGAGCACGCCACGGGCCUCGCGAAGGUCCCUGACGUCAUCUUGUGGAUUCGGGAGAAGCUCGGAGCCAACGGCGGGUCUGACGGCGACGACGACGGCGAUUCGGACGACGACGACGGCCUGGGCGGGCGCGCUGAAGCUGACAACGCGCACCCGCGUGAUCCGGCGGGAGGGGACCGCGAUCCGGCCCGUCCGCAGACACCAAAGAUGGUGAUUUUUGCGCACCACAAAAGGGUGAUGAAUGAGAUAUGGGGGGCGCUGCAGCAGCUCGGCGGGGGGCUCGCGGACGUCGGGAGCGUGCGCAUCGACGGCGACACGGCCCAGCAGGACCGCGUCGAGGCGUGCUUUCGCUUCCAGACCAAGCCGGAGGUGAGGAUAGUGCUGGUCUCGGUGACGGCGGGCGGGACGGGAAUCAACCUGUCCGCGGCGAGCGUCGUGGUCUUCGCGGAGCUGCCGCGCGACCCGGGCCUGGUGAUGCAGGCCGAGUCGCGCGCGCACCGCCGCGGCGGCGACAACAGCGCCGUCUGCGUGUACUUUCUGUGCUCGCGGGGCACGCGCGACGACGCCACGUGGCAGCGGCUGGUGCGCGGACUCGCGGCCGUGUCGCGCGUGCACGACGGCGAGCGCGCGCGGGACGCCCUGGCCGGGUCGCAGGAGGCGGAGCCCGCGCCUGCAAAGGAACCCCAGGGCGCGUGCGCUGAGGGCACGCCCGAGGAAGGCGCGCGCGGCGCGCGUUCGACGCAGGGCACGCAGACGGGCGUGUCGGUGGCGUCGCUGGACGCGGUUCCGGAGACACCCGGCGUCCAGGUGGCCGGCACGCCGGGCGCCGCGCAGACGCCGGUGUCGGCGGUGGCAAGGGGGAAGCGCGCGGGGGAAGAUGCGUUGCCAGACGCGAAGCGGCAGGCCGUGGACGCCUCCGCGGCGCACGCGGCUUCGGCGCCGCCGAGCGCGAUGUCGUCGCCGCCUGAGCCGUUGCCAGACUCGUGCAGCGAGGGGGGGGAGUCCGAGGGCGCCGCCGCUGCGCCGGAGGAGCUGCAGACGUUCUUCGAGGUCUCGCCGCACUCGGGGCGGCUGCACGUGCACUGGGCCGCGGACGGGUCGCGUCCCGCGGGGCUGUCUUUCCCCAUGACGGGCGUGGGAGCGGAGGCGGUGCGGGAGGUGCAGUCGGGCAUGCAGCAGCUGCGGGAGACGCCCGAGGGGUCGACGGCGCUGCUGCUCGCGUACGGCGUGGCGGCCACGGAGGCGGUGGCCUGUCUGACCUCCACGCAAGCCGAUGCCCUUGCCGACGCGCUCGGGCGCUUCGUGGCGGCGUACCAGGAGCUCUCGGCCGUCGCACAGAACCAGCUCGCCGGGCGGGUCCUGCCAGUCGAUCUCGACGCCGCGCUUCUCGAACUCGACGAAGAGCGCUCCGCGAAGGGCGCGACCGGGCUUAGCACCGAGCGCGUGGGCACUCUCGUGUGGACGCAAGAGCGCCUGGACCGCCUGCGUGCGUCGGCGCCGGACCGCGUCCCGUCGGACACGCACCUCGUCCCAAUGCAGGUCGCGGGCGCGCGGUCGCGCGGCCCGCCGCGGGAGUUCAUGGUGCCGGCCGCGGGCGGCGCGCGACUGUGUGCGCUGAGCACGUGCCUCAAGCCCGUGCCGGGGGCGCCGGCGACGGGCGCGUUCGUGGAGUCGGCGUCGCUCCUGGUGUGCGGGGAGGGCUGCUUUAAGGUCUACCUCGCGCGGUGCACGACGGGCGGCCUGCGCGCGCAGCUGGGCAAGCUGGAGCGGGGGCGGUGCCGGUUGUGCGGCACGAACUGUCGGGACCUGGUGUCCCGGCUGCAGGGAAUCACGCGGUACUCGCACCCGACGGACUGGAAGGAGCGGCGGCGGCAGGUCGUGAAGCGCGUCGCGCCGCGCUUCCUGACCAUGCGCAGCAAGAAGCGGCUGGAGAACCUGCUCGAGAAGGCGGUGGAGGGCAACGCGUGGGAGGCGGACCACAUCGUGCCGGUGUACGAGGGCGGGGGGGAGUGUACUGUCGACAACAUGCGCACCCUGUGCAUCCCCUGCCACGAGCGCAACACUGCCGAGCAGGCCGCGCGCCGCGCCGAGCUCCGCCGCGCGAUGAAGCGCAGCGGCGGCGUCAAGUCCAAGGACGUCCGCGGCAUGCUGAAGGCCGCGGCUGGGGCCGGGCGGAAGGGCGGCAAGGGCGCAGGGAGCCGGGCGGGGGCGGGGCGCGGGAGGCGGGGCCGGGGCGGGAAGGCCGCGGGUCGGAAGGCGGAUGUCGUUGUUGUCUCGAGCGAGGAGGACAGCGGCGCGGCGGACGACGGCCCGGAGAGCAGCUUAGAGAUAUAG